ACCCAGCCGCCUUGUAACCCUAUCCUGCCUCUGCGCAUGCGCGAGGAUGUCAGCUGGGGCACCGAGGAGGCAGCAUCAUGGCGGCCUCCACUCUAGGCGUGCAGUGUGUCUUGCGGAGAGCGAUGGUCCCGUCUUUAGUCGUGAUUCUUGGAGCUACGGGCACCGGCAAGUCCAAACUGGCGAUCGAGAUCGGAAAGCGGCUCCAGGGAGAAAUAAUCAGCGCCGACUCCAUGCAGGUAUACAAGGGUUUGGACAUCAUCACGAAUAAGGUGACUGCUGAGGAGCGUGCCCAGUGCGCACAUCACAUGAUUGGCUUCGUGGACCCCUUGGUGCGGACCUACACGGUGGUGGACUUCAGGAACAAAGCAGUGGAGCUCAUAGAGGACAUGCACCGCAGAAACAGGCUGCCCAUCAUUGUCGGAGGAACAAACUAUUACAUCGAGUCUCUGCUGUGGAGAGUCCUGCUGGACCCGGUGCAGGAGAACGAGGACUCGGGGGAUGGAGCAGAUGGAGGCCAGAGCAGGAAGAUGGAGCUGGAGAAACUGGGAGGAGAGGAGUUGUAUAAAAGACUGGCUGAGGUGGACCCCAAAAUGGCCUCCAUGCUGCACCCAAAUGACAAGCGCAAGAUAGCCAGAAGCCUUCAAAUUCACAAGGACACGGGUGUCCCUCACAGCCACUGGCUGGAGGAGCAGAGGGGGCAGCUGGGGGGUGACGGUCUCGGAGGACCCCUCAGGUACCCAGACCCUUGCAUCUUCUGGCUGCACGCAGACAUGGAGGCUCUGGACCAGCGGCUGGACGCUCGCGUGGACGAGAUGUUGUCUGCAGGCCUGAUGGAGGAACUCAGAGAUUUCCAUCUCAGAUACAACCAGCAGAAAGUCCAGGACGACGGUCAAGACUACCAGCAGGGGAUUUUCCAGUCGAUCGGUUUUAAGGAGUUCCACGACUACCUGACAGCGCCGGAGAGCAGCGGCCAGCAGGAGAAAGACAAACUACGGGUCAAAGGCAUAGAAGCUUUGAAAGUCGCCACGAAGCGCUACGCCCGCAAACAGAAUAAAUGGGUCCGUAACCGCUUCCUUAAACGACCAGGAGACAGCGUCCCCGCUGUGUACGGCCUGGAUGUGACAGACGUGUCGAGGUGGGAGGACACGGUGCUGAAGCCUGCACUGCAGAUCCUGGACAGCCUCAGCAAGGGCGAGGAACCAGCUACGGCGCCCAUCAGAGUGCAGGGCCAGAGAAACAAGCGCAGCCACCACACCUGCGACCUGUGUGACAAGAUCAUCAUCGGAGACCUGGAGUGGGCAGCUCACCUGAAAUCCAAAAAGCAUCACUAUCACGUGAGGAAGAGGAGGAAGUCGGAUCCAGGAUGCGACCCGCCUCAGAGCGCCGCUGCUGCUGCUGCACCCGCCAUCUCUGCAGAGGGCCCCGCCACGACGGACGGCGGAGCUGCUGCUGCUGCUGCUGCUGCUGCUGCUGCUGGCCCGGACUGCACAGAAACCUCUCAGGGUUCUUCCACAGAAACGGGGACAGAACACACAGAAGCACCGGGAACGCCUUGACGGCUGUCCGAGCUACGGCUGUGUUAAUUAGGGCUUCCACUCCCAUGUUUCUGUUGUUCAAAAACUCUACAAAUGACCUUUAUUAAUGGACGAUAAAAAGAUCUUGUCAGUUUGGUUGCAAAACUAAAUCUGACACAUUUGUGCCUUUUUUUUUUUUAACUUGCGUUUUUUAAGAACUGCUCAGUUCCAUGUUUUUGCAGAAAACGCCUUCUGUGAAGUGCUGACAUUGUUAUUUAUUUCCCCGUUGCUACAAUCUGUUUCCCAAAGGGUUGCCUUUUAGAUGUUGACUUGACAUCAGUAAAACGGUAAAUUAGAAGCUCCUCAGCUCAUGGGUGUUUUUUUUUUUUUUGUUGCAUUUCUAUCGAUUAAGAACACAAAAUUCACUAUGCAGUGCCUCCCCAGAUUAUUGAGACCCAUUUAAAACUACUAAAUAAAAUCCUGUACAAUAAA
This is a messenger RNA of Fundulus heteroclitus (mummichog), 2006 nucleotides long. RefSeq names its product tRNA isopentenyltransferase 1 (gene trit1). Lineage: Eukaryota; Metazoa; Chordata; Actinopteri; Cyprinodontiformes; Fundulidae. The record is from RefSeq and is a predicted model, not a curated record. Gene Ontology annotation, biological process: tRNA modification. Gene Ontology annotation, cellular component: mitochondrion. The transcript has 11 exons. Gene Ontology annotation, molecular function: nucleic acid binding; zinc ion binding; ATP binding. Bases 78 to 1556 code for a protein of 492 amino acids.